CACCCCACCCCACCCCGUCCCCUGUCCGACGUCGUGCCCAACUGCUCCUUCUCCCUCGGCACGCCACCGGGACGGACGGGGAGGAGGUGGUUCCACACGCCAAGUUACCAGUGCACAUACAAAUCCAGCGUCCACGUCCAAAUCAACGGCCCCGGUCGGCCGAUCUCCCCCGCAACGUGCAGGCAGCCUCCUCUCCCCCCUGCCAAGAAACUGCACCGGCCCCCAGCUCGCCGGGAGUCGGGAGAGACAGACUGACAGAGCCUAUAAGAACUAGACACAGAUCUCGGAGCAAGUAGACCGAUCGAAGGAGAUCAGCGACCAUGCCGACGAUCAGCUGCUGCCACCAGCUCAAGCCCCCGUCUCCGACCCUUCACCUCCAGCCGGCCGGCGGGGCCCAGGCGCCCGCCCACCUCCCUGCGCUGCGCCGGGCGUGCUUCGCGGCGGCGGCGUGCGUGGUGGCCGUCGGGGCGAUGGGCGCCGUCGACGGCGCGGCCAUGGCGCGGGGACCUGUCGACGACGGAGCGGCGCACGGGGCGGCGCUGGUGCACGUGCAGGCGCCGGCGCGGUGGAGCGACCGGAGGCAGUGCCCGCCGUGGCACGCCAACUCGCUGGAGAACGUCGUGCCGGAGAACCUGCCCCGGCCGUCCGCGCGCCGGAGGUACAACGGCGUCGCGGCCGCCGACAAGGGGCGUGCGCCCGCGCCCGACGCCGUGCUCCCGUUCCUGGUGCUACGCUCCGGCUCCGGCAUGGGCUGCUUCUCCCUCUGAAUUUAAUCUAGCUAUAGGUGGUGUAGAUUGUAAGCAGGUGAUUAGACUAGCAGAUUAAUUAAUUACCGUAGCUUCUAGAACAAAUAAGCUAGCUCUCGUAUUGGUGAGAGCUGGGGGUACAUACGACCAACAUAUUGUUUUAUCUGUGAUGAUGUUAUUCUAUGUAUUUCAUUUCAUUGCUCGAAAAAGAGCUAGUUAAUCAUUAUUUCGUCA
This is a messenger RNA of Hordeum vulgare subsp. vulgare (domesticated barley), 980 nucleotides long. RefSeq lists its product as uncharacterized. The record is from RefSeq and is a predicted model, not a curated record. The transcript has a single exon. NCBI's taxonomy places the organism in Eukaryota, Viridiplantae, Streptophyta, Magnoliopsida, Poales, Poaceae. Bases 321 to 767 code for a protein of 148 amino acids.